AUGCCUUCUCUUUAUGCCCAAAAAGUCGCAAAGUGUGAAGCGAUGUUGAAUAUCACAUUUUCCAACAAACUACUGUGCCUCGAGGCACUGCAGAUGUCCGGCAAUAUGCUUCCAUGGAACGAACAGUCCCUGAAAGUCAACAAGAACGACCGACUUGCUGUUCUCGGCGAUACAGUCCUGAAGUCUUAUCUGUGCAAGAAAUGGUAUCAUAGUGGUCGAGUCAAGGGUCAAUGGGCCGAUGCUGAACAAACGCUAGUUAGAAACACCAAUCUGGCUCGGAUUGGUCUCAACAAGAGCUUAAAGGAAUGUAUCAUCGAUAAUCCCGGCACCGUCCGCAUCUCCGAUAAGAUGUUAGCAACGACCGUCGAAGCUCUAAUUGGUGCAGCGUACUGUGAUGCUGGCGAUGAUGGGCUAGCAAAGGCAAUUGCAGCCUUUGGACUUGAUGAGCAUGAGUCCCUGAUUGCGGUAACGUACCAUCUCUCUCCUUUACCUUGA
Lithohypha guttulata is the source of this 495-nucleotide messenger RNA. RefSeq lists its product as uncharacterized. NCBI's taxonomy places the organism in Eukaryota, Fungi, Ascomycota, Eurotiomycetes, Chaetothyriales, Trichomeriaceae. Gene Ontology annotation, biological process: RNA processing. Gene Ontology annotation, molecular function: ribonuclease III activity. The transcript has 2 exons. The coding region runs from base 1 to 495 and encodes 164 amino acids. The record is from RefSeq and is a predicted model, not a curated record.